This is a messenger RNA of Prorocentrum cordatum, 1838 nucleotides long. Lineage: Eukaryota; Dinophyceae; Prorocentrales; Prorocentraceae. The record is from the annotation of a GenBank genome assembly.
CGGGAAGGCGAGCGCAUGCUUGAGCCCGUCGGCGAGGCCGAGCCCGACCUCGCGCGCGACGGCACUCAGCGCUACUGCGAUACCGCAUUGGUGAACCGCAAGACUGUGCACACUGCUUUUUUGACGGACCUGAUGGCGCGUGGUCUCCUCGACUUCACGCUGGGGCCGCUCGAGAGGGUCGGCAUCUUCUGCCCGUGGAAGAAUGGCCGUGAGCGCCAACGACUUAUUCUUGAUGCUCGGCGCUCCAACCGGCACUUCAGGCGGCCCCCCAGCGUGGGCCCGAUCACCGCGGAAGGCCUGAGCGGCAUCGAGCUUGAUCUGGACGCCCGCGAGAGGCCCGAGAGCGAGCUGGUGGGCGACCUGCGCGAGUGCUCGUCCAUCACGGUGGGCAUAGCUGACGUGAAGGACGCCGCCCACCCCUUUCGGAUGCCCACCUUCUUGCGGCUCUACUUCUGUUCCCCACCAGCUCGGAGCGGAGCCCUGGGGCUCGCUGGCGAGGCGGUGGAGGGGCAGCUGCUGACGGGCAACGAGCAGCCGUGGCCCUGCCCAGUGGCUCUCCCGACGGGCUUCUCGUGGAGCUUGUUCCGCUGCCAGGUGUCUGGAGAGGAAUUCGCACGCCGCUGGGCGUGGACACCUUGCCGCGGGAUCGCGGGCGGCCAUUGGUGCUGGGCUGCGAGCAAAAGGGCCCCCUUCCGGCACUAUCUUUACGUCGACAACAUGGGCGUGCUGGGAACAGACGGGACCAUGAUUGAGAGGACGCUCGAGGGCGUGACCGACGCCUUCACCCGGAGGGGGCUGCUGGUUCACGAGCAGGCCGGAGGCCUCGGGGCGCCGAUGACGCGCUGGACGCCGUCGGUGCUCUUCGACGCUGCGUCAGCGAGGGCCGCGGGCCUCGCGGAGCGGAAGAGGGAGCCGAGCGCGGCCCAGCAGAGCGGGACCCCCAUCGACACCCAACUCGUCACAGCGUCUGGUUGGGGCGCUGCACAGCAGAGCAUCUCCAGCAGCACUGGGGCGACGUCCGAGGGCGCCGAGCUGGCGGUCGCAUGCAGAAAGCGAGCGCCACGGCGGCGGCUUCGCAGGCAACCUGCGGUAAGCUACGUGUCGGAGGCCUGCGAGCUGCUGAACGCGGAGGGCAGCUUGCUCGAACGGCUGGCCGUGCAGGAGACGAUCCACGUGGGGCACCAGGCCGGGUCCAAGGGCCUGACCGACGCGGACGUCGACGAGUCGUUGGCGCGCCCGGCCGUGCAAGUCUUUUUCCUGGAAGGGCGGGCCUGUCGUGGGGCCAGGCCGACGGCCGCGCGGAGGCGCGCGGGGCCGCGGCUCGGGCAGCUCGGCGAUCGCCGUACCCCAUGGGCCGGCAAAGCUCCCGAGGGCUGGCGACGGGUAGCCCCCGCGUGGUCGCGUCGACCGAAGCUGGGUGGCCCUUGGGCUGGACUGGCCGACGAGAUGGUGAAGCGCGGAGAGGCGCACGUGGCGCCGUCCGCGUCGCUCUCAGCGAGUGCUUACCUGUGUCUGAGCAGCCUCCUGGCGCUGGGACCCGAGAGCUGCCUGGCGACGCGGGGAGCCCACAGCUUUGGGAGCCUGCUGUUGCUGCCAGCGGAGAGGGCAGUUGCCGGCGAGAUGGGCGAGCUCGGGCACCUGAAGAUGUUAGACAGCCCCUGGCCCCAAUUCAUCGGGCCUCUCCGGCGCAUCUCGGGCGGUCAAAUGCCUCGAAAGGUGGUCUGGGAAUUCAGCCACUGGGAGCUCCCCAGCAGAGUGAAGCAGCGAAGAAGGUGGAUAGUGGACACCAGCGUGGGGAGAUACACGACACAGGCGUGGCCCCGUCACAGCUGGCUGCG